Aspergillus ibericus CBS 121593 is the source of this 1244-nucleotide messenger RNA. It is a transcript of the gene eb1, whose product is annotated as microtubule-binding protein BIM1. The coding region runs from base 173 to 913 and encodes 246 amino acids. Gene Ontology annotation, cellular component: spindle midzone; microtubule plus-end; cytoplasmic microtubule. The record is from RefSeq and is a predicted model, not a curated record. NCBI's taxonomy places the organism in Eukaryota, Fungi, Ascomycota, Eurotiomycetes, Eurotiales, Aspergillaceae. Gene Ontology annotation, molecular function: microtubule plus-end binding. The transcript has 6 exons. Gene Ontology annotation, biological process: spindle assembly; regulation of microtubule polymerization or depolymerization; protein localization to microtubule plus-end.
CGCUGGACUUGGCCUUUGUUUUCCCUCGAGAUAAACAAGAGUGAUCCAGCGCUCCAGGGAGAUUCCCUUUGUUACUUUCCCCUAUCUUAUCCCUCUUCGAUCUCUGCACACCUCUGCGGAAUCCUGCAUUCCAACUUUCCCGAAGUUCAGCCCUUCCCUACUCUACCCCACCAUGUCCGAAUCCAGACAAGAGCUGCUAGCAUGGAUCAACAACCUGCUGCAGUUGAACAUGACCAAGGUUGAGCAGUGCGGUACUGGUGCCGCUCUGUGCCAGAUCUUCGAUUCGAUAUUCAUGGACGUCCCCAUGUCUCGCGUCAAGUUCAGCGUCAACACCGAAUACGCUUACCUCCAGAACUUCAAAGUCCUCCAAAACGUCUUCGCGAAGCACCAGGUGGACAAGCCAAUUCCGGUGGAAUCUCUUACGAAAUGCCGUAUGCAGGACAACCUUGAGUUCCUCCAAUGGACGAAGAAGUACUGGGACCAGCACUACCCGGGCGGUGAAUACGAUGCGGUCGCUCGUCGCAAGGCCUCUGGCGCCCCCGCUGCUGCCGCGAGUGCUUCUCGUGCCGGUGCAAGCUCCGCGGGUGCCGCGCGCCGUGGAACCACGCCCACCAUUGGCGGCGCUGGCCGUCCCCGUGUCGCUGGUGCAAGCGCCGCCAACGUGUCUGCCCUCCAGCAGGAGAUUGCUACGCAGAAGGAGGCCAUUGCUGGUUUGGAGAAGGAGAGGGACUUCUACUUCGCCAAGUUGCGUGACAUUGAGCUGCUGCUGCAGAGCGCCAUUGAGGCCGAUCCGGAGAUGGAGAAGGACGAAGACUCCCUGGUGAAGCACAUUCAGGGCAUUCUGUACUCGACGGAGGAGGGAUUCGAGAUUCCCGAAGCGGAGGGAGCCGCGGAUGAACUGGAGACCUUCUAAGUUCAUAACAAUGUUGGUCCAUUAUUAAUACCCCUUCAUGUGUAGCACAAGCGUUCUCCAGUCGUCUUACGACAUCUAUGUCUUUAACUAGUUUUCCUUCCGUUUAGACCGUUGGUCCGACAUGCAAGUAGGGUGAGGGGGAGUUGCCGGGUGAAAAGCCAGAAGGGUGAUUGUCGAUACGCAGGCCCUUUGUAUAGUUGUGACAGAAAGCUCAUUUCCUUCCUGUCUUGAUAGGUAGCUGGAAGUGUUUUCAUCCCCUAGUAUGCGUUGGUACUAAUAGACAGGAUCUCACCACCCAAGAAUAGGUUGAGAUCCGAGUGCAUGCCAGAAC